This is a messenger RNA of Menidia menidia (Atlantic silverside), 7984 nucleotides long. The record is from the annotation of a GenBank genome assembly. Lineage: Eukaryota; Metazoa; Chordata; Actinopteri; Atheriniformes; Atherinopsidae.
UUUGAGGAUCCCGCCCCGUUAUGACUAUCAUCAACGCUGGUUAAACUGAGAUGGUUUACUUCAGAUACAUCGCUUUUGUCUGAGCUGCGUUUGUUUGGAGGAUGCCCCAUCAGGACCCUUAGGUAUCCUUCUCGUGUCCGACUCCUUCGACGCGUUGCUGUGCCUAUUUCUCAGUUGAUGUUUUGUGCUGAGCAUGUUGUGAUCAAACCAAUGCAACAUGGAUCCUGAGGAGUUGGAACUGCAGAAUGACUACCGUUACCGUAGCUACACGGCAGUCAUUGAGAAAGCGCUGCGAAACUUUGAAUCUUCAAGCGAGUGGGCAGAUCUCAUCUCCUCCCUUGGCAAGCUCAAUAAGGCUCUGCAGAGCAACCUUCGCUACUCACUUUUGCCCAAAAGACUGAUCAUAGGGAAGCGCCUGGCUCAGUGCUUACACCCAGCACUGCCCAGCGGAGUGCACCUCAAGGCCCUGGAGACCUAUGAGGUCAUCUUCAAAAUCAUUGGAACAAAAUGGCUAGCCAAAGAUCUUUUCAUAUACAGCUCGGGGUUGUUUCCGCUGUUGGGCCAUGCGGCUAUGGCUGUAAAGCCUGUGCUGCUCACACUGUAUGAGCGUUACUAUCUCCCACUGCAAAGGGCUUUGCUGCCCAGUCUUCAGGCUUUCAUAACUGGACUCUUACCAGGCUUGGAAGAAGGACUUGAGGUCUAUGACAGGACUGAUGCCCUCCUGGUAAAGUUGUCACUGUUAGUGGGUCAGCAGGUCUUCUAUGGUGCACUUUGGGGCAGUAUGCUGGUCAGUCCCAUGGUGCGACUGCCCGCCUCUGUCUUCAUAGUCAUGCAUUUUGACCGCAUGGCACCACUGAGUCAACAGACAUUCAUGUUGGGCUACGGCCACCGUGCAGUGGUGAAGCCGGUCUGCCUGUCCCUUCAAGAUUCAAAUGUCUUGGUGCAGAGAAACAUGCUUGAAAUCCUUCUUUACUUUUUCCCCUUUGCAACAUGCCUGGAUCCAGCAGACUCCAGUGUUGCUUUGAGCGUUGAGGACAUGAUCACAGUAGUGUCUUCAGCCUCCCUCACUCUACUCAGAAGAGACAUGUCUCUCAAUAGACGCCUCUACGCCUGGCUCCUAGGUACAGACAUAAAAGGUGAAAUGGUGGCGCCACAUCCCACCCUGUCUACCACCAUUGAGGAGCACACAUCAUUCUACUUCAACACCUAUUCUAAAGACCUCCUUUCAAAGGCUCUGAUCAACAUACUCAAACAGAAGGAUGUGGAUAGUAACCCAGAAAGUGUGAUCCAUUAUCUCAGGCCCUUUCGCAUCAUUAUCAGUCUGCUUGAUAAACUGGAGAUCGGUCCAGCUAUCUUGAGCUGUGUGUUGUUGGAGGUGGUCCGAGCGUUCCACAGCUACUGUCAGGAGGUGCUUGGGGAGAACAGCAUCCCCAACUCAGCACUCGCAGUCUACCAGUUUACGAGUAAGAUCAAAGAAAAUAAGAAUGCUGCAGAGAUCACCAAGACAGUGAACAUGCUUGUGAGCUCCAUGAACAGUGAAUACCUGUGGGAGUACAUGAUCCAACAGUUCUGCACCACUCUCAGUGGCAAAAAUGAUGUGUCACCACCACCUGGGGACAACAACAGUCCUCCUGCUCCCUCUAUUGCAGAGAUUUCCAGCCUCAUAAUUUUCCUGCUUGAUGUUCUUCCUCUGGAGCUCUAUGCUGACAUUCAGUCGCAUUUGCUUCCUGAGAUGCUGGGCACCAUGCUGCAGGCCCUGCACCGCCACAUGGGCUCUGUUUGCCUGGAAGAUGUCACACAGUGUCUACGUGCUUGCUUCAAGGUACUAAGUAAGAUUCAGAUGCCUGUGGCUUACAUGGAUGCUGAUGCAAUGGCACACACAAAGGAGAUGGAGUUCAGGUCAGCGGAGGAUGAAGGCACAAAGACACAGGAUAUGGGGACUGAACGAGAGAAAGAUGGAAUGGUUAACGACCUCCAGGAAGAUGUAAAGGGAACCCAAGAUAAUGGAGAAGAGGCAGACCCUGCAAAUGGUGUUUACCCAACGCUGAGGUCGGAGGACAGUGGACUGGGAAUAAGUGCCUCACCUUCAGAGCAGCAGCUCCCACUGGGGAUGAACAAGGAAUCUGAGGGAGACGGAAUCGGAAAGAGCGGUGCAGACGUUUGGAGAAGGGGGGGCAGUAUAGACACCAUGACACAGUGUCUGCAGGACAUCCUGGCCUUCAUAACCACAAAAUACUUGCUGGUGCAGGUGGAGGAUGUCAAGGGUCCGGAUGAAGAACCCCAGCGUGACCCAAGCUCUGCCUCUGUGGAUCAGAAGUUUUUGUUAGACGGACAAGAAAUUAAAAACAAACUAACAGAAUUGUUUACUCCAAAUAAAUUGAAAGCCCGUGUUCAUCUCCAAGCCUUCCAUUCCGAGAAGAAAAAGGGUCGCGAGCAUUCGGGGUGUGUGGACUGGGCAGCGGGUUAUAUGCCCCGUGGCAAAGCUGAGAUCUCUGAGGCCUGCCGACAGGCUUUUGUAGCCACAUGCCACCUUAUGCUGGAGUGCACCACCUUCCCCGUCUACUUAAGUGAAGAGGAGACUCUUGCUCUGCACACAGAUAUGUUUGGUCACACAGGCAGCGACAUUAGCAGUCUACCUGUAUGGUUGAGGUCCGUCAUGAUUCUGUGCUGCAUGUCCAGAGACUACAAUAUCCAGCACACUGCCGUGGCUUCCCUUUUGGAACUUAUCAAUCACUCCCAAUCCUUAGCACUGGUAAUUCAAGACAAGCACAGACGUUACCAGAACUCCGACUCCAACCCCCUGAGUGGGCGACUGCAGAUGGUCACAGUGCCUCCCAUCUCUCCAGUCCAGCUUCGAACCAUAGAGGAGGCCACGGAUUUCUAUCAGAGAGUGUCCCAGGUACUGUGGAGUCAACUGGACACAGAGCGAAAAGAACAGCACAUUUCCUGCGUGGACCUGUUUUAUAGGCUGCACUGUUUGGCUCCAUCAGCAGCCAUCUGUGAGGACAUAAUCUGCCAGGCACUUAUGCACAAAGACAAGGGAGUUAGGCUGGAAGCACUGCACCGCUUCACAGUGCUGUGGCACCUGAUCCGGGAUAUCCAGAGCAACAGGACCAUGUCUUUUAGUCGCUCCUUUGACCGGUCUCUGUGUGUUGUCGUGGACAGUCUGAGCUGCCCUGAUGGCUCAAUCAGCACAGCAGCUCAGUGCUGGCUGGUUAGAGCUCUCUCCCUCAAUGACGUGAUUCGAAUACUGGAGCCUAUUUUGUUGCUGUUGCUUCACCCGUCCACUCAGCGUUGCUCCAUUCAGAAUGUCAAACAAAAUCUCAACGCAGGUAAUCUGAGGGGUUUUAACAACAGAAGUCGAAGUUCCACUAAAAAUUCUGGAACGUCUGGAGACGCCGCAGCCACAGAGGUCACCAUCUUAAAUGUCCUGAAUGUUGUGGAUCGAGAGGCCCUGUGGGCUGAGCUGGACAGUGGCCCAGAUCUGGCAAAUCCACUGGACACUUUAGUGGUGUCAAGGAGUGAGAGUGAAGCGACAGAGGAGGAGGAGGAUAGGAAUGAAGAAGAGGAAGCCGAGAGUGAGCACACUGAGUCGGCCGACACCAGUGGUGCCCAAGUAUCCACAGAGAACUCCAGUUCCGGCUCUGCUCCACACAGCAGCGUUGAGGAGGGAGGUUUGGUCAACGGCAUUCGAAGGGUGGAGUCUGAGCGCACGCAGGCAUCUGAUUCGCUCUCCAGUGAGGAUGAGGAGGAUUUGGAGCUGGAGGCCAUCGCCAGGUCUCGCCUCCUAAAGCAGGAACGUGAGAGGAGAGAAGCUAUCGACUCUCUGUUCCGACAUGUGCUGCUGUACCCUGUGGUGGGUGGCUGGCGCCCCCUCCUCCAAGGCUUGGCACUGCUGGACAGCCUACUGCGGAGCAGUGCCGAGUGUCCUCUGGUCGACACUCUUACCUCCACUUCACUGGACACAAGCUCUGCUGCACAUUUAAAUCUGGUCUCUAACCUUUUGCAGCGUCACCAGCAAGCUCAGGAUGGCAAGAACUUCUAUGGCUGCCUCCUUUCUCCUUCAUCCACCCCUUCUGUGCCUCCAUCGCUACUCAUUGAAUUGCUGGUUUCACUGUGUCUGAGACUUCUGCGCUCUCAUUACCCUUCAUACUUGAGUGUGACACCUCUUGACCUACAGGGGAACAGAGAGGUUCAGGUGAAGAGUGUGGCAGUGUUGACUCGGAUGGUGAAUCAGCUCAACUGCACAGCACGAGGACAAGAGGGCAGCAAAGUCAUCCUGGAGUCCAUCCGCAGACUCCUCUCAGGCUGUAAAGUGCAGCAAUAUGCCCUGCUUUCGCUGUCUGCUUCUAUGUAUGUCAGCCAGAAGGGAGCCGACCGAGGAGCAUCUAAAGGCGAGGAGCUAUUAGAAGAGCAGGAAGGCCUCUCAGAGGAGAGUCUGGUUAAUCUGGGUGCAGGAGGGGGACAGGAACAGUACCCCUUGCAAAUAGAAUUACUGAAACUGCUUCAGGCUCUUAUAGUACUGGAAUACCACGUCUGGCCGGGUGAGGUUGGCUCGGCGGCAGGCGUCGCAUUUGGCCAGCCUGGGGAGCAUCGGGAAUCAUCAACUGCCAGCACUCCCCUUGCCCGUGAGUGGCAAACGGCUGUGCUUUUCCAACAGUCGAUCAAAGCAGCCCAAUAUGUCCAGAGCCACCCCAUCACAGCCCAGGGGAUGUUUGUGUCAGCUGCUGCCAGGGCUCUGCAGCCACAGUACGGGUAUGCCAUGCACCCUCACUGGGUUUCACUGCUUUGCUCUUGUCUGCCAUAUUUGGGACGCUCGUUGGGAAUCAUCGUGGCUCCACUCAUCAGUCAGAUCUGCAGGAACUUGGAUGAGUUAGUCAAGCUGUACGAGCAUGAUGGAGGAAAGACACACCAGAGCUUCAGUGGCAAAAAGGAAAACAUUGCUCCUGACUACCCUCUGACUCUGCUUGAAGGCCUUACCACAAUCACACAUUAUUGUCUCUUGGACAACAAACAGUCCCUUGUUGCCUGCGACCCAGUGGAUGUCCGUAAUGCACGCAAUGCUGUGAUUGAGGCCCUGCCACAUAUGCUCAGCAGCAUGGCAUUGUUAUGGGGUGUGGUCAUGAAGGAGGAAUAUCAGAGGCGCUCAUCUGACUCUGCGCAGAGCACCAGACACACUUCUACCUCGGUCUAUUUUAAAAGCACCAAGAUCUUACGACAGCGGAUUCUAGAGUUUCUCAUUCCGCUAACUGGGCCAUAUGGAGUUCAGCUGAUGGCUUCAAUGGGAGCGGUUUGGAGUAAUAGAAAGAGCAAAAGGAGACCUAAAAACAAAGUUUUACCGGUGGCCAGCGAGUCUCGUCUAACCAUUGUAGAGCUGGUGAAAUCACUGAACACUUUGCACACAGAUACUGUCCUACAGCUGGUCAAAGAGGUCGUGAAGAAACCACAUCAGAUCAAGGGAGAGCAGAAGUCAGCGCUGGUUGACAUCCCUAUGUUACAGUUCAGCUAUGCCUAUAUUCAAAGCAUUUCAGCUCAAGCUCUACAGGAAAAUGUUUCACCUCUUCUCAGUCUGUUACGGGAGUCUGUUCAGCUCAACCUGGCCCCGCCUGGACACUUCCUACUUCUGGGAAUCCUCAAUGACUUUGUCAAUAGGCUUCCCAACCUCGAAAGUAAGAAGGACACCAGAGAUCUGCAGGAGGUGACUCAGCGGAUCUUAGAGGCGGUAGGUGGGAUCGCAGGCUCAUCUCUGGAGCAGACCAGUUGGCUCAGCCGCAGCCUUGAGGUCAAAGUGCAGCCACAGGUGUGCCCAGACGCCGAUGAACCAGAUGAUGCAGAACUCAAUGAUGAUCACACUGAGUCAGUGACUCAACCUAGCACCAUGGUGUCCUCCUCUGCUCCAUCGGUUUACAGUGUGCAGGCUCUCGUACUCCUGGCUGAGAUCUUGACUCCCCUUCUGGACAUGGUAUACCGCAGUGAUGAAAAGGAGAAAGCUGUCCCUCUCAUCUCGCGUCUCAUGUACUAUGUUUUCCCCUACCUGAAGAACCACAGUGCCUAUAACAUGCCCAGCUUUGAAGCAGGCUCUCAGCUGCUGAGCAGUCUGAGUGGGUAUGCGUAUACCAAAAGGGCCUGGAAGAAAGAGGUCUUUGAGCUCUUCAUGGACCCCCUUUUCUUCACUAUGGAUGUCUCCUGUGCACGCAGUUGGAAAUCUAUUAUCGACCACCUGCUGACUCAUGAGAAGACCAUGUUUAAAGACCUCAUGAGCAUGCAGAGCAGCUCCCUUAAACUGUUCACUAGUGCCGACCAGAAGCCUAUGCUGCUGAAGCGCCAGGCAUUUGCAAUGUUCAGCGGUGAACUGGACCAGUACCAUCUCUACCUGCCCCUUAUCCAAGAGCGUCUUACAGAAACUUUACGCAUGAACCCAAGCCCUGCUGUUUCAGCCCAGAUGUUCCUGAUGUUUCGCGUUCUCUUGUUAAGAAUCUCAUCCCAGCACCUGACGUCUCUCUGGCCUAUAAUGGUCACAGAACUGAUACGCACUUUUGCACGUCUUGAAAAAGCUUUAAAGGAAGAGAAAGAAAUUUCAAAGCUGGCUAAAGUGAUGCGCGGAGCCCUGGAUAGAAAUGGACCUGUGAAUUUCUCUUAUGCAGAACUGAACAUGUACCUAUCAGCCUGCAAGUUUCUGGACACCUCCCUGGCUUUUCCUCCAGAGAAGAUGCCACUUUUUCAGAUGUAUCGCUGGGCCUUUGUCCCUGAGGUGGAUGUGAAUCACUACAGUGGUCCAGACAAUGCGCUGAUGGAAGGCGAGCAAGAAAGCACACCGCAUGUGGUCAGAGUAAUGGAAGGGAUACAGCAGCGUUAUGGGACACUGAAUGGGCUGAGCGAGGAGUCUUCCACAGAGCAGUUGGAGUUCCCCCUCCUCACUCAACGCUCCCUGUCCUCAAUCACUCAACUUUUGCCUUUCCUGCGCAUCCUCUGCUGUUCCUUUAAGAGCCCAUCCACUUCCAGUCAACCCCUGUCCCACUGCCCUGUAGCAGAGUAUCCAGCGCCAAGUGCACAUACUGUCCUGAGAAGACUGGAGAUCAUCACUGAAGAAGAGUUCUUGGACUCCAUGGAGAGUUAAAAACUCAUCUUUUUUUAUUUGCAGGCAUGCAAAAGGAAUAACUAAAAUGGACGUAAACACAAAUAAUGUAUUGUGAAAUUGUAAUAAAUUAAAUGUUUUGGAAUUCUGCUUUUUAAUUUUUAACUUGUGUGAUCUCCACAUGUACACUUGUACCCCUGAGGUGCUAUCAUGCUUAAUCUUUACUGGUAAGACAAAGGGAUAAUUUUUCUGCUUUUUUUGUUUUUUUGCUAGAUCUGAGAUGAUGAUUACUAAUUAUAGAGGAAUGUGCUCUUUGUGCUUUUGAAGUAUCAUCUCAGUAAUGUAUUUUGUUUUGUUUUUGUUUUUUCCAUAUAUGGUACUAGACUUUAUAUGAUUGUUAUUAUUAUUAGCCGUUCUAUAAACCACCAUUUGAUAAUUACAUAUUGUUUUGAAGAGAUGUGCACCUUAUAAUAAAAUGAUAAAAUCCGUCAAUAUGUUUUAUUUGACUAGUUUUACUGUGAAGACGCUUAAAUAAUGUUUGCAUUUUUCCAUAACCCCAUUCUGCUAAUUCUGUUUCAAAGUUAUUCUGAGAAUGUAAAGAUAAAGGAUUAUGUUAGAUUUGUAUUUGUUUCUGUUAAGAGUUUUAUUGGUAAUUUACUGAAUGUGCUUUGUGUAGACUGAGAAACUCCUUUGAAAUUACAUGUGCCUCAGUAUAAUACAUGCUUGCCAUUUUGGUGUUUAAGGGAAACGGUUAACUUUCUCUAGUUGUUCAUGAAUAGUUUCUACAGCUGUCCAUCAUGUUUUUUUCAUAUUUCUGACUGUUUGCUUAAGUUAUUUUGGAUGUUUAAAGGACCACAUCAAGUUUUGAUGCAUCAGAAAAAAGGCUCAUUAAAUGAACAUUAAAAUGAA